AUGAACGAGUUAAAACAAACACAACACACAAUGAUAGCGAGAGUGUCGUUAAUCCUAUACCUAAUUAUUGGCCAGUUAUGGGUGGCCGCGGGGCACCCGUGGGAACCCGAGGGGCGCACCGAUGAACCCGGUUGGGUGACAAAACACCAGAGGUUAGUGAACCAGACCCGGGACCACAUGAAUGACGAGGUGAUUGUGUUUGUGGGCGACUCUAUAACCCAUAAUUGGGCCAAUCUUGGAGGCACUGUAUGGGACAAACACUACCGGCGCCGACACGCCUACAAUUACGGUGUGGGCGGCGAUCGCACCGAAAACGUGUUGUACAGAAUCGCUAACAACGAGUUUGACGGACUCGACCCUAAAAUGAUUGUCCUUAUGAUAGGGAUGAACCGUUGGGUGACAAAUGCAAACAACUUAAUACCUUGA
Molecule: messenger RNA, 426 nt
Organism: Medioppia subpectinata
Lineage: Eukaryota; Metazoa; Arthropoda; Arachnida; Sarcoptiformes; Oppiidae
Source: the annotation of a GenBank genome assembly